Clonostachys rhizophaga is the source of this 1056-nucleotide messenger RNA. NCBI's taxonomy places the organism in Eukaryota, Fungi, Ascomycota, Sordariomycetes, Hypocreales, Bionectriaceae. The record is from the annotation of a GenBank genome assembly.
AUGCUGUUCUCUACCAAAGCUGUCGCGGCACUAAGCCUUCUGGCUGCCACCGUCUCUUCCUCCCCUGCUGUCUCCCCACGGGCAGUGGCUGCACCGGUGUACGAUGAAGAAGUUGCCCCAGCUCUGGCCGAGUAUCCGCUGCCAGCCAUUUUGACUCUUGAUAUGAUUCCAGCUAUCAGACAACAAGAGACUGCCGAGUACAACGCCGAAACAGUGCUAGGCGGCCAGCCGUUCACUCACGUUGAGCAUGCCGUUCCCAGUUACCAGGGAUACAACAUGACGGUUUCCGUCAUAACUCCCGACAAUAUUCCGGCAGGUUCUUCGCGCCCAUGGGUCUACUAUAUCCAUGGGGGUGGUCUCAUUCUCGGCAACCGCUUCUACCUGAUUGCCGCUGGCUUUGAGCUCGCGCAUAGUCUCGGCUUGGUUAUUGUCACGGCCGAGUACCGUCUUGCUCCAGAGCAUCCUGCCCCGGCUGCUAUCGAGGAUGUUUACGCUGGGCUUGUCUGGGCUGCGAACAAUGCGCAGUCUUUGGGCCUAGAUCCUAGCAAGGCAUUGGUUUGGGGAUCAAGUUCUGGCGGCGGUCUGGCUGCCGCUCUCGGACUGAUGGUGCGUGAUCGCAAGCCAACCGACAAGCUUACACUCAAGGGGCUCAUGCUGCAUUACCCCAUGCUUGACAACAGUAUUUCGGCGUCGGAGCAGGCCAUUUUCAGUGGCAAUGCUGCACCAGCCUGGUCCUCUGAAACAGAUCAAAUGGCAUGGAAGGCCUACCUCGGCGACAAGCCCGGCGACAAGGCCAAGAACCCAUACUAUGUGCCCGCACGAGCCAAGAACCUCGCCAACCUUCCUCCCGUCUUCAUCGACACCGGAAGUGCUGAGCUGUUCAGAUCACCCGUUGCCAAAUUUACUCAGGGCUUGUGGGAGGCUGGUAACUUGGUCGAGUCCCAUGUCAGUGCUGGGGCGUUCCACGGCUCCGACGUUAUGGUGCCAACUGCUCGCGUGUCUCAAAGGGCCUGGAGUGCCCGCUAUCUUUGGAUUACCGACAAGCUUACUGCCUAA